GUUAAUACUGUGUGGGAAAUAUUUAUUUAUUUAUUAUUAUUAUUCUGUAUUUCUAAGAGUGCAUCAUGUUUAGCACAAUGUGUUCUUGUUUUGUGUCUGCAUCCUUUAGCACCGUUUCACUUCAGUCUCCUUGUGCAAAAGUUGCAUAAAACCACAGGUGGAAACAGAUAAAAGUGUUGAUAAGGUAAUUGUGUGUUGAAAUGAGGCAUUGCAAGACCAGCGGAGUCAAAUGAUGGAACGUCAAUAAAUAAUAAAUUCCAUUUGGUAAGUAAAACUUUUGGCAGAAUUGGAAAACAAAAUAUUUAUUUCGAUUUACUUUAACUUUUUUGGUCUAUAUAUUAGUUUAUGUUUCUAGAAUUACCUGCUGACUCCUGCAAUUGGUCAGCUGCCAAAGUGACUACUAGACCAGACAAGUGCAUUGCAGAACCAUCACACAGUUGGCUUGUGGCCAUUGCUUAUUCCCAUACUUGUAACACUGAUGAAAUGAUAAAAGUCCCCUAAAAAGGGGGGGCCUUGCCUUUUUCCGAGAGCCAAUAAAGUUUUUCUCCUUCUUGUGCUUCACAGGUGGCCACAUCCAAGCCUCUUGCUCCCACCCCUCAGUUGCGGAGUUACAGUCAUGCUCCGAGAAGUUUGUCGCAAACAUGUGCUUAAGAGGCGAUGAGUGAUUCCACAAUGCUGGCUGUAUCACAUCCAGUGUGAUAAUUGCUGUUUAUCAUCCUGCCUUUAAAUCAAUUGUCAGGUGCAUUUAUGUUUGACCUUUACAGAAAUCAAUGAGCAGCAGCUAUUGUUUGCUCACACAAUCCCAAAGCCCUUUAUUUCUAAGGAAAUAAUCAAAUUAUGUUUCAGGAUAAUUACUAUUUGCUCAUUUUUUGGUGAUUUCCCUCCCUAAGGCAGACAAGACUAAAUUAGUCAUGCUUUAAAUUACAUUGUACAUCAGGUGUGUUAAAGGGAUUUGUACAGUGCACUGUGGUUGACAGGAUCAAGGAGUCUUGUUAGGCAGAGAGCCAUAAAUCACCGGAUAAACCCACAUUAUCCAUGCACUUGCAGGAAAGAUACAGGCUUUUAAAAACUCAUAAACACAAUGUAUUUUAAAUUAAAGUGAUAGAUACUUUCCUGAUAGAAUUGUGACUUUUUUCUGCUGGCUGAAAUUAUAAGCUGGGGUUCUUAGUUAAACACUCAUUUUCAAUUCCCACUGAACUAGCUGCAGGGGACCCUUUGAAAUUCCCAGCAUGGGGAGUUAUGUAUGUGAUCAUUUAGAAUCAUUUUGAAUAUCAAUGGGAGAAGAAUCCCGAGGACCCAGUUUUAAUGGGACAAUAAGGGCCAGCCACAAAGGUUUUCUCUUUUUUUUAAGGCAGCAUGCAGAGAUGGACUCACUUUACAGCUACCAGCUCUGAAGUAAGCUACUCCCAACCACAUUCACACCUCUCUCUCAUUUAAAUUCAGGGUAAGUUAUAGCACAUUACUGAAAAAAUUCGAGACAACCUGCAUUUGAAUGCUGUCUGGGAGAGCCAGGCCAAUACACAAACCAUCCGCAGUUUAAAACGCACACACAACUUAAGGGACAAACAGUUUCUGUAACACUUAGAACGCCUCAUUUCAGCUAACAACAACAACAAUAAUAAUAAUAAUAAAUACAAAACCACUGAAUCUACUUUUUUUUUUUCAAUUAAAUACAUAGAGUGCAUAUUAGAUUGUCGGACUGGGUUAUCUUUGUUCAUGUGCGAAUACACAUUCAGUCCGAAAAGUUCUAAAAAAAUAAAUAGAUCCAAAUUUAAAGUAAAUCAAAAAGCAUAUAAUCUCUGUGUUCAAGUUCUUUGCGCAACGCUUCGCCCACCAAGCAGAAAAAAACCCUCUCCAAGAUGAUGGUCUCUCCAAGAUUACCCUAUCAGGUGCUAACCGCUGACAUGUUUCCACCCACCAACAACAAAAAAGCCUCUCUGUGCCCAAAUCUCAAGCCGCAGACGCACAAACACCACUGACAGGCACUGCUGCGCCAUCCUCAGCUCCCGAACCUCUCCAGGGAUCCGCUCCUGUUGCUACCGCUGCGAUUCCUCAACAUUUUUUUUUUAUAUAAAUUGAGCUCGGAUAAGUUUGUCCUCCCAUAUUAAACAACUUCGUUUUGGUGGACGGCUCUUUUAUUUAUCGCCACUUUCUUUUUUCACUCUUGCACUUGAUAGCGUAAAAUGAUCCAUGCAAGGUGUAGAAAUCCACUACAGGUACGGACGGAGAUGAGAAGCAUGUGAUCUCCGGAGCAACAACCUUCGGUUUGUGGGGUAACUUAGCUGUUGGUGCGCAAAACUGAAGGAUACUUUUUUAGAGUGGUACUUUUGGAGAGGUCGUAUACUGACUUCCAUUCUUGACACAGACUUGCGGAGACGGUUUUUUUUUUUUGGGAAGUGAAGGAGACUGAGCAGAGAAGAAAUAAUCUUCUGGAUAAUUUCCUCCAACAAGGAAGCACCCAAUGUUGCACUCCGUAACUCUGCCGCUGGUGUCCCGUCAUCUGUCCUUACACUGGGAUCCAGUCUCCUACUUACCCCCGGAGCUGUGUGCGUAAAAUACGCACAGGGAAGCGAAACGGAGCGAGAGAGGGGGGCGAUUUCGCCAACCUUUCCUGGGGCUAAAUCAGUGGAAGCAGGUGUAUUUCAGCUGUAUUUCGGGAAGUCAAGAUGUCUCUGCUGCCUUCGAGGUUCAUAUACCUGUGUUUACAUUUACUGGUGUUCUAUUUCCAACUGCAGGAAUCGCAGCAAAGCUCUGCUGAUUUCAGGUUUUACAUCGAAAACCACACCAGAAACCCGGAUGACCUGAGCCGGAAGCAAGUCCGGAUCUAUCAGCUCUACAGCAGAACCACUGGCAAACAUGUGCAGAUCUUGGGGAAGAAAGUCAACGCCAAUGGAGAUGAUGGGGGCAAGUAUGCUCUCCUUAUUGUUGAGACAGAAACCUUCGGGAGCCACGUCCGAAUAAAAGGAAAAGAGAGCGAACAUUACAUUUGCAUGAAUGAGAAGGGCAAAAUAGUUGGAAUGCCUGAUGGAAGGAAGCAGGAGUGUGUCUUUAUCGAGGAAUUCCUGGAGAACAACUACACGGCUCUCGUCUCUGCCAAGUACAAAGGAUGGUACCUCGGAUUCAAUCGGAAAGGGCGGCCUAAGAAAGGCUCGCGGACCACGCAACGACAACAGGAAGUCCACUUUAUGAAACGGCAGCCGAAGGGCAAGGUGAACCCAGUGCAGGAGUUUCGCUUCACCACAGUAACUAAGCGGACACGAAGGGCUCGGCGGUUAAAAUCCAACGCAAAGAGGAACUGACAGGACUAAUGGGACAGCGCUAGUUUUCCUCGUGGAGGAAAAAAACUGUACCUGAAAAUCUCAAGCUUCUUAAAAGAAGACUUCUCUUCUGUAAAAGAAAGACUGACUAAAAGAACAAAAAAAAAAAGAUUUUUUAUUUUUGUAUUUCAGGAUGACUGAAUAUUUCCUAACUGUCGGAUUCUUCUGGGUUGAUGCCAUUGAGCUAAUGUGUCUGUCAUGUUAUUUAUACUGGAUAAACUAAAGGACCUCUGAGCGAAUUCCUGUCAUCGUGGCCCUCAGCUACAUAUGAACUGCAAGCUGAAGGCAUGCUUUCUUUUUGACAAAAGCAGGAGCUGAUGCAAUGUUAUAAAAAUCAGCCAACUAGAGAUUUAUUGGAAUACCUGUCGGUUUUUGUUUGUGUUGCCCCUGACAAUGCGGAUCCCAUACUUUCCACUGGAAUUAGAAACCAUGGAGAUGAAACGGAGAGAGGUGGCAGUUGCAGGUGACACUGUGCUGCCAGAAUAACUGUGUAGCUUCGAGUGCAAUAUUUUACAGGUCUCUCUCUUUCUCGUCUUCUUUCUUUCCAUGUGUGGCUCAGCUCCUAGAAUGCGCGGAAGCCUCCAAGUACUGUGUGAGAUUUCCAUACAGCCUGAGAUUCAGCUGAAACCCAACAUGCUUUGACUAGUCAAGCGCCAAACGUGGCUUUUGUUCUGUUUAAAGAC
Oreochromis niloticus (Nile tilapia) is the source of this 4000-nucleotide messenger RNA. RefSeq names its product fibroblast growth factor 24 (gene fgf24). The record is from RefSeq and is a predicted model, not a curated record. Gene Ontology annotation, molecular function: growth factor activity. The coding region runs from base 2667 to 3299 and encodes 210 amino acids. The transcript is spliced from 5 exons. NCBI's taxonomy places the organism in Eukaryota, Metazoa, Chordata, Actinopteri, Cichliformes, Cichlidae.